AUGGCAGAACAGCAUAAAGAUGGCCUCCCGGACGGUGUCGCGCCGCCACGGAAGAAGACUAACGUCCGGUUCGCUUUUGCCUGCGCCAUCUUGGCCUCCAUGACCUCCAUCCUUCUCGGCUACGCUAGUGACUGUCUUCAUGUUACUUAUACGUGCUUUCUAGACAUCGGGGUGAUGAGCGGCGCGGCGCUGUUCAUCAAGGAGGAUCUCAAGAUCUCAGACGUGGAGGUGGAGGUCCUGCUCGGCAUCCUCAACCUCUACUCGCUCAUCGGCUCCUUCGCGGCAGGGCGCACCUCCGACUGGAUCGGACGCCGGCUCACCAUCAUCCUCGCGGCCGUCAUCUUCUUCGUCGGGGCCCUCAUGAUGGGCUUGUCGGUGAACUACCCCAUGCUCAUGGCUGGCAGGUUCGUGGCGGGCAUCGGCGUCGGCUACGCGCUCAUGAUCGCGCCCGUCUACACGGCCGAGGUCUCGCCGGCGUCAUCACGGGGGUUCCUCACCUCCUUCCCCGAGGUGUUCAUCAACUUAGGCAUCCUGCUCGGCUACGUUUCCAACUACGCCUUUUCCCACCUCAGCUUGAAGCUCGGCUGGCGCCUCAUGCUCGGCAUCGGCGCCGCGCCUUCCGUCGUCCUCGGGCUCAUGGUGCUCGGCUUGCCCGAGUCCCCGCGGUGGCUGGUCAUGAAGGGCCGUCUCGCCGACGCCAAAGUGGUGCUCGGCAAGACCUCCGACACGCCGGAGGAGGCCGCCCUGCGGCUCGCGGACAUCAAGGAGGCGGCCGGCAUCCCCGCGGACCUCGACGGGGACGUCGUCGCCGUGGCCAAGAGGACCGGCGGCGAGGAGCGCGUGUGGAAGGAGCUGAUCCUGUCCCCGACGCCCGCCGUCCGGCGCGUGCUCCUGUCGGCGCUCGGCAUCCACUUCUUCCAGCAGUCGUCGGGCAUCGACUCGGUGGUGCUCUACAGCCCGCGCGUGUUCCAGAGCGCCGGCAUCACCGACAAGAACAAGCUGCUGGGCGCCACGUGCGCCGUGGGCGUGACCAAGACGGUCUUCAUCCUGGUGGCCACGUUCACGCUGGAUCGCUUCGGCCGCCGGCCUCUCCUGCUGACGAGCACCGGCGGCAUGAUCGUCAGCCUCGUCGGCCUCGGGUUCGGGCUCACCGUGAUCGGCCACCACCCGGAGGGCACCACCAUCCCCUGGGCCAUCGGCGUCUGCAUCGCCUCCAUCCUCGGGGUGGUGGCCUUCUUCUCCAUCGGGCUCGGCCCCAUCACGUGGGUGUACAGCUCCGAGAUCUUCCCGCUUCACCUGCGCGCGCUCGGGUGCGCGCUCGGCGUCGGCGUGAACCGCGUCACCAGCGGGGUUAUCUCCAUGACCUUCCUGUCGCUGUCCAAGGGCAUCACCAUCGGAGGCAGCUUCUUCCUCUACGCGGGCAUCGCCUCGCUCGCCUGGGUCUUCUUCUUCACCUACCUCCGCGAGACACGCGGCCGCACGCUGGAGCAGAUGGGCGACCUCUUCGGCAUCCCCAACAUGGCCGACGACAGCGACCAGCAGUCGUCGCCCGGCAAGGAGAAGAAGACCUCGAGCAACGUCGAGAUGUCAUCAUCGACUGCCACUAGUAGUGAUAUCAGAAACGAGUGA
Molecule: messenger RNA, 1629 nt
Organism: Miscanthus lutarioriparius
Lineage: Eukaryota; Viridiplantae; Streptophyta; Magnoliopsida; Poales; Poaceae
Source: the annotation of a GenBank genome assembly